CCAUUAAAAUCACAUAACUUAUAUUCCUUCUCCCAUUAAUUCAUUAUCGAAACUGCAAAAUAUCAAAAGCCAAAAGGAAUAGGUUUUUGUCAGAAACGCAAAAGUUUUUUGUUCUCCCUUACUCUGCAAAAUGGCCGCUCAUAUUGGUGGUGGUAGUGUAAACGGGGAUCGAAACACAGUGAAAGGAGUGACCAUUGAUGUUUGCAAUGAGAAAGGCAAUGGGAGAAGGUCCUAUAUUACCAUAUCUUCUGAUAGUAGCAGUUCCGAUGAUGAAGAAGAAAAAACCGGAGAAUUUAAAUGGGAAAAGGAAAUAGAUUUUGGAUAUGUAUCAAGCAAGAAUGUCAUGAAUUUUCCUUGGCAAGUGACUAAGGAGUGGUUUGGUAGGAACCAAAAAUCAAUAACCCUAGUUGAUGGAGACAACGGUGACACUUACAAUGCAGUUAUCCGUUGUGCUAAGAGAUUUGGGAAAGUUGAAUGGAGGGAGAAGUUCAUGUGUAAGGGUUGGUACGAGUAUGCAAAGAAAAAGAGGAUUCGAAGAAGAGAUGUCCUUGGGUUUGCCAUUAAGCGUCCUGCUGAUAAAGUUGUUGUCAAUUUGUUAAAGAGACAAAAUCAAUGGUGAACAAAAUUGAAGGCCACAGGGACUGUUGUGAUGUUUCUAGAUUAUAUAGUUGUUUAGUCUGACUUUGACAUCAGAAUAUGUGUUAUUUUGUAGUUGAUAUUGUCAUUUUGGGUGGUAGUUUAGUAAGUAAGAUGUAUGGGUUGUAAUUUGUACUUUUGUUUGGAUGGUUAUCCGGAACAGUGUUUCUACCAAUGUUUUUUGAUAUGUAAAUCCUGAAGACAUUUUU
Vicia villosa (hairy vetch) is the source of this 845-nucleotide messenger RNA. RefSeq lists its product as uncharacterized. The record is from RefSeq and is a predicted model, not a curated record. The transcript has 4 exons. Bases 131 to 619 code for a protein of 162 amino acids. NCBI's taxonomy places the organism in Eukaryota, Viridiplantae, Streptophyta, Magnoliopsida, Fabales, Fabaceae.